AUGCCAAUGAUAGGGUUUUCGGGCCAUCUACUACCAUCGUAUUCCCUCUCAGCUACCAUCGUAUUCCCUCUCAGCUACCAUCGUAUUCCCUCUCAGCUACCAUCGUAUUCCCUCUCAGCUACCAUCGUAUUCCCUCUCAGCUACCAUCGUAUUCCCUCUCAGCUACCAUCGUAUUCCCUCUCAGCUACCAUCGUAUUCCCUCUCAGCUACCAUCGUAUUCCCUCUCAGCUACCAUCGUAUUCCCUCUCAGCUACCAUCAUAUUUUCUCUCAGCUACCAUCGUAUUCCCUCUCAGCUACCAUCGUAUUCCCUCUCAGCUACCAUCGUAUUCCCUCUCAGCUACCAUCGUAUUCCCUCUCAGCUACCAUCGUAUUCCCUCUCAGCUACCAUCGUAUUCCCUCUCAGCUACCAUCGUAUUCCCUCUCAGCUACCAUCGUAUUCCCUCUCAGCUACCAUCGUAUUCCCUCUCUGCUACCAUCGUAUUCCCUCUCAGCUACCAUCGUAUUCCCUCUCAGCUACCAUCGUAUUCCCUCUCAGCUACCAUCGUAUUCCCUCUCAGCUACCAUCGUAUUCCCUCUCAGCUACCAUCGUAUUCCCUCUCAGCUACCAUCGUAUUCCCUCUCAGCUACCAUCGUAUUCCCUCUCUGCUACCAUCGUAUUCCCUCUCUGCUACCAUCGUAUUCCCUCUCUGCUACCAUCGUAUUCCCUCUCUGCUACCAUCGUAUUCCCUCUCAGCUACCAUCGUAUUCCCUCUCAGCUACCAUCGUAUUCCCUCUCAGCUACCAUCGUAUUCCCUCUCAGCUACCAUCGUAAUUCCUCUCAGCUACCAUCGUAUUCCCUCUCAGCUACCAUUGUAAUUCCUCUCACUACCAUCGUAUUCCCUCUCAGCUACCAUCGUAUUCCCUCUCAGCUACCAUCGUAUUCCCUCUCAGCUACCAUCGUAUUCCCUCUCAGCUACCAUCAUAUUUUCUCUCAGCUACCAUCGUAUUCCCUCUCAGCUACCAUCGUAUUCCCUCUCAGCUACCAUCGUAUUCCCUCUCAGCUACCAUCGUAUUCCCUCUCAGCUACCAUCGUAUUCCCUCUCAGCUACCAUCGUAUUCCCUCUCAGCUACCAUCGUAUUCCCUCUCAGCUACCAUCGUAUUCCCUCUCAGCUACCAUCCUACCAUCGUAUUCCCUCUCAGCUACCAUUGUAAUUCCUCUCAGUUACCAUCGUAUUCCCUCUCUGCUACCAUCGUAUUCCCUCUCUGCUACCAUCGUAUUCCCUCUCUGCUACCAUCGUAUUCCCUCUCUGCUACCAUCGUAUUCCCUCUCUGCUACCAUCGUAUUCCCUCUCAGCUACCAUCGUAUUCCCUCUCAGCUACCAUCGUAUUCCCUCUCAGCUACCAUCGUAUUCCCUCUCAGCUACCAUCGUAUUCCCUCUCAGCUACCAUCGUAUUCCCUCUCAGCUACCAUCGUAUUCCCUCUCAGCUACCAUCGUAUUCCCUCUCAGCUACCAUCGUAUUCCCUCUCAGCUACCAUCGUAUUCCCUCUCAGCUACCAUCGUAUUCCCUCUCAGCUACCAUCGUAUUCCCUCUCAGCUACCAUCGUAUUCCCUCUCAGCUACCAUCGUAUUCCCUCUCAGCUACCAUCGUAUUCCCUCUCUCCUACCAUCGUAUUCCCUCUCAGGUACCAUCGUAUUCCCUCUCUGCUACCAUCGUAUUCCCUCUCAGCUACCAUCGUAUUCCCUCUCAGCUACCAUCGUAUUCCCUCUCAGCUACCAUCGUAUUCCCUCUCAGCUACCAUCGUAUUCCCUCUCAGCUACCAUCGUAUUCCCUCUCAGCUACCAUCGUAUUCCCUCUCAGCUACCAUCGUAUUCCCUCUCUGCUACCAUCGUAUUCCCUCUCAGCUACCAUCGUAUUCCCUCUCAGCUACCAUCGUAUUCCCUCUCUGCUACCAUCGUAUUCCCUCUCAGCUACCAUCGUAUUCCCUCUCUGCUACCAUCGUAUUCCCUCUCAGCUACCAUCGUAUUCCCUCUCAGCUACCAUCGUAUUCCCUCUCUGCUACCAUCGUAUUCCCUCUCAGCUACCAUCGUAUUCCCUCUCAGCUACCAUCGUAUUCCCUCUCAGCUACCAUCGUAUUCCCUCUCAGCUACCAUCGUAUUCCCUCUCAGCUACCAUCGUAUUCCCUCUCAGCUACCAUCGUAUUCCCUCUCAGCUACCAUCGUAUUCCCUCUCUGCUACCAUCGUAUUCCCUCUCAGCUACCAUCGUAUUCCCUCUCAGCUACCAUCGUAUUCCCUCUCUGCUACCAUCGUAUUCCCUCUCAGCUACCAUCGUAUUCCCUCUCUGCUACCAUCGUAUUCCCUCUCAGCUACCAUCGUAUUCCCUCUCUGCUACCAUCGUAUUCCCUCUCUGCUACCAUCGUAUUCCCUCUCUGCUACCAUCGUAUUCCCUCUCUGCUACCAUCGUAUUCCCUCUCAGCUACCAUCGUAUUCCCUCUCUGCUACCAUCGUAUUCCCUCUCUGCUACCAUCGUAUUCCCUCUCUGCUACCAUCGUAUUCCCUCUCAGCUACCAUCGUAUUCCCUCUCUGCUACCAUCGUAUUCCCUCUCAGCUACCAUCGUAUUCCCUCUCAGCUACCAUCGUAUUCCCUCUCAGCUACCAUCGUAUUCCCUCUCAGCUACCAUCGUAUUCCCUCUCAGCUACCAUCGUAUUCCCUCUCAGCUACCAUCGUAUUCCCUCUCAGCUACCAUCGUAUUCCCUCUCAGCUACCAUCGUAUUCCCUCUCAGCUACCAUCGUAUUCCCUCUCAGCUACCAUCGUAUUCCCUCUCUGCUACCAUCGUAUUCCCUCUCAGCUACCAUCGUAUUCCCUCUCAGCUACCAUCGUAUUCCCUCUCUGCUACCAUCGUAUUCCCUCUCUGCUACCAUCGUAUUCCCUCUCAGCUACCAUCGUAUUCCCUCUCUGCUACCAUCGUAUUCCCUCUCAGCUACCAUCGUAUUCCCUCUCAGCUACCAUCGUAUUCCCUCUCUGCUACCAUCGUAUUCCCUCUCAGCUACCAUCGUAUUCCCUCUCUGCUACCAUCGUAUUCCCUCUCAGCUACCAUCGUAUUCCCUCUCAGCUACCAUCGUAUUCCCUCUCAGCUACCAUCGUAUUCCCUCUCAGCUACCAUCGUAUUCCCUCUCAGCUACCAUCGUAUUCCCUCUCAGCUACCAUCGUAUUCCCUCUCAGCUACCAUCGUAUUCCCUCUCAGCUACCAUCGUAUUCCCUCUCUGCUACCAUCGUAUUCCCUCUCAGCUACCAUCGUAUUCCCUCUCAGCUACCAUCGUAUUCCCUCUCUGCUACCAUCGUAUUCCCUCUCAGCUACCAUCGUAUUCCCUCUCAGCUACCAUCGUAUUCCCUCUCAGCUACCAUCGUAUUCCCUCUCAGCUACCAUCGUAUUCCCUCUCUGCUACCAUCGUAUUCCCUCUCUGCUACCAUCGUAUUCCCUCUCUGCUACCAUCGUAUUCCCUCUCUGCUACCAUCGUAUUCCCUCUCAGCUACCAUCGUAUUCCCUCUCUGCUACCAUCGUAUUCCCUCUCAGCUACCAUCGUAUUCCCUCUCUGCUACCAUCGUAUUCCCUCUCUGCUACCAUCGUAUUCCCUCUCUGCUACCAUCGUAUUCCCUCUCUGCUACCAUCGUAUUCCCUCUCUGCUACCAUCGUAUUCCCUCUCUGCUACCAUCGUAUUCCCUCUCUGCUACCAUCGUAUUCCCUCUCUGCUACCAUCGUAUUCCCUCUCAGCUACCAUCGUAUUCCCUCUCAGCUACCAUCGUAUUCCCUCUCAGCUACCAUCGUAUUCCCUCUCAGCUACCAUCGUAUUCCCUCUCAGCUACCAUCGUAUUCCCUCUCAGCUACCAUCGUAUUCCCUCUCAGCUACCAUCGUAUUCCCUCUCAGCUACCAUCGUAUUCCCUCUCAGCUACCAUCGUAUUCCCUCUCAGCUACCAUCGUAUUCCCUCUCUGCUACCAUCGUAUUCCCCCUCUACUACCAUCGUAUUCCCUCUCUGCUACCAUCGUAUUCCCUCUCAGCUACCAUCGUAUUCCCUCUCUGCUACCAUCGUAUUCCCUCUCAGCUACCAUCGUAUUCCCUCUCUGCUACCAUCGUAUUCCCUCUCAGCUACCAUCGUAUUCCCUCUCUGCUACCAUCGUAUUCCCUCUCAGCUACCAUCGUAUUCCCUCUCUGCUACCAUCGUAUUCCCUCUCAGCUACCAUCGUAUUCCCUCUCAGCUACCAUCGUAUUCCCUCUCUGCUACCAUCGUAUUCCCUCUCUGCUACCAUCGUAUUCCCUCUCAGCUACCAUCGUAUUCCCUCUCUGCUACCAUCGUAUUCCCUCUCAGCUACCAUCGUAUUCCCUCUCAGCUACCAUCGUAUUCCCUCUCUGCUACCAUCGUAUUCCCUCUCAGCUACCAUCGUAUUCCCUCUCUGCUACCAUCGUAUUCCCUCUCAGCUACCAUCGUAUUCCCUCUCUGCUACCAUCGUAUUCCCUCUCAGCUACCAUCGUAUUCCCUCUCUGCUACCAUCGUAUUCCCUCUCUGCUACCAUCGUAUUCCCUCUCUGCUACCAUCGUAUUCCCUCUCAGCUACCAUCGUAUUCCCUCUCAGCUACCAUCGUAUUCCCUCUCUGCUACCAUCGUAUUCCCUCUCUGCUACCAUCGUAUUCCCUCUCUGCUACCAUCGUAUUCCCUCUCAGCUACCAUCGUAUUCCCUCUCUGCUACCAUCGUAUUCCCUCUCUGCUACCAUCGUAUUCCCUCUCUGCUACCAUCGUAUUCCCUCUCAGCUACCAUCGUAUUCCCUCUCAGCUACCAUCGUAUUCCCUCUCUGCUACCAUCGUAUUCCCUCUCUGCUACCAUCGUAUUCCCUCUCAGCUACCAUCGUAUUCCCUCUCUGCUACCAUCGUAUUCCCUCUCAGCUACCAUCGUAUUCCCUCUCAGCUACCAUCGUAUUCCCUCUCAGCUACCAUCGUAUUCCCUCUCAGCUACCAUCGUAUUCCCUCUCAGCUACCAUCGUAUUCCCUCUCAGCUACCAUCGUAUUCCCUCUCAGCUACCAUCGUAUUCCCUCUCAGCUACCAUCGUAUUCCCUCUCAGCUACCAUCGUAUUCCCUCUCUGCUACCAUCGUAUUCCCUCUCAGCUACCAUCGUAUUCCCUCUCAGCUACCAUCGUAUUCCCUCUCUGCUACCAUCGUAUUCCCUCUCAGCUACCAUCGUAUUCCCUCUCAGCUACCAUCGUAUUCCCUCUCAGCUACCAUCGUAUUCCCUCUCAGCUACCAUCGUAUUCCCUCUCUGCUACCAUCGUAUUCCCUCUCUGCUACCAUCGUAUUCCCUCUCUGCUACCAUCGUAUUCCCUCUCUGCUACCAUCGUAUUCCCUCUCAGCUACCAUCGUAUUCCCUCUCUGCUACCAUCGUAUUCCCUCUCAGCUACCAUCGUAUUCCCUCUCUGCUACCAUCGUAUUCCCUCUCUGCUACCAUCGUAUUCCCUCUCUGCUACCAUCGUAUUCCCUCUCUGCUACCAUCGUAUUCCCUCUCUGCUACCAUCGUAUUCCCUCUCUGCUACCAUCGUAUUCCCUCUCUGCUACCAUCGUAUUCCCUCUCUGCUACCAUCGUAUUCCCUCUCAGCUACCAUCGUAUUCCCUCUCAGCUACCAUCGUAUUCCCUCUCAGCUACCAUCGUAUUCCCUCUCAGCUACCAUCGUAUUCCCUCUCAGCUACCAUCGUAUUCCCUCUCAGCUACCAUCGUAUUCCCUCUCAGCUACCAUCGUAUUCCCUCUCAGCUACCAUCGUAUUCCCUCUCAGCUACCAUCGUAUUCCCUCUCAGCUACCAUCGUAUUCCCUCUCUGCUACCAUCGUAUUCCCUCUCUGCUACCAUCGUAUUCCCUCUCUGCUACCAUCGUAUUCCCUCUCAGCUACCAUCGUAUUCCCUCUCUGCUACCAUCGUAUUCCCUCUCAGCUACCAUCGUAUUCCCUCUCAGCUACCAUCGUAUUCCCUCUCUGCUACCAUCGUAUUCCCUCUCAGCUACCAUCGUAUUCCCUCUCAGCUACCAUCGUAUUCCCUCUCAGCUACCAUCGUAUUCCCUCUCAGCUACCAUCGUAUUCCCUCUCAGCUACCAUCGUAUUCCCUCUCAGCUACCAUCGUAUUCCCUCUCUGCUACCAUCGUAUUCCCUCUCAGCUACCAUCGUAUUCCCUCUCAGCUACCAUCGUAUUCCCUCUCAGCUACCAUCGUAUUCCCUCUCAGCUACCAUCGUAUUCCCUCUCAGCUACCAUCGUAUUCCCUCUCAGCUACCAUCGUAUUCCCUCUCAGCUACCAUCGUAUUCCCUCUCUGCUACCAUCGUAUUCCCUCUCAGCUACCAUCGUAUUCCCUCUCAGCUACCAUCGUAUUCCCUCUCAGCUACCAUCGUAUUCCCUCUCUGCUACCAUCGUAUUCCCUCUCAGCUACCAUCGUAUUCCCUCUCAGCUACCAUCGUAUUCCCUCUCUGCUACCAUCGUAUUCCCUCUCUGCUACCAUCGUAUUCCCUCUCAGCUACCAUCGUAUUCCCUCUCAGCUACCAUCGUAUUCCCUCUCUGCUACCAUCGUAUUCCCUCUCAGCUACCAUCGUAUUCCCUCUCAGCUACCAUCGUAUUCCCUCUCAGCUACCAUCGUAUUCCCUCUCUGCUACCAUCGUAUUCCCUCUCAGCUACCAUCGUAUUCCCUCUCAGCUACCAUCGUAUUCCCUCUCAGCUACCAUCGUAUUCCCUCUCUGCUACCAUCGUAUUCCCUCUCAGCUACCCUCUUACUUACAAUCUGA
This is a messenger RNA of Closterium sp. Yama58-4, 6792 nucleotides long. NCBI's taxonomy places the organism in Eukaryota, Viridiplantae, Streptophyta, Zygnematophyceae, Desmidiales, Closteriaceae. The record is from the annotation of a GenBank genome assembly.